Echinococcus granulosus is the source of this 3213-nucleotide messenger RNA. RefSeq names its product Integrator complex subunit 6. Gene Ontology annotation, biological process: snRNA 3'-end processing. NCBI's taxonomy places the organism in Eukaryota, Metazoa, Platyhelminthes, Cestoda, Cyclophyllidea, Taeniidae. The record is from RefSeq and is a predicted model, not a curated record. Bases 1 to 3213 code for a protein of 1070 amino acids. Gene Ontology annotation, molecular function: protein-N-terminal asparagine amidohydrolase activity. The transcript has 13 exons. Gene Ontology annotation, cellular component: integrator complex.
AUGACGAUAGUUUGUUUUGUUGUCGAUAAUAGUGCUUCAAUGAACCAAAGGACCUAUCAGGGUACGACCUUGUUAGAUUCGGCGAAAACAGUUGUUGAAACCCUAUUUAAAUUGGCGGGAUGGAGGCAAAGUUGUGAUUUAACAACUUUUCAUGCUGCUCUUAGCAGAAUUAACCCCAAUGGCACACUGAGUCUCGGUAAGGGUAUCGCAUAUGCGUUCAAGUUACUCAACCUCAAUCGCAUGCAGACCGGGUUUGAAACGUACGGUUUGGGUCUGUACAUAUCCUCUAUCGAGCCUGCUGUCGUUAUCGUUGUGACCCAUUAUUAUGCCUCAUUCGAGGUUGACAGUGGGAUUGCUUCAAAAGUUCCCGGUGGCGAUUUAACUGCCGGUCUCCACAGAUGGGACUAUUGGCUUCAUGGGAUUCUUUUGCAUAAUUCCGGCUUGGUUGAAACUUUAUGUGACACGCCUCGGCCCCAUCCGUUAGGUCCCUCUUCGUCUGCUUUUUUGGCUUGCACUCAAACCGGUGGGGAAGUGUUCGUUCUGUCAGAUCUUCGAUCGAUUCCUCAGUACGUUGAGGCCGUCAACUCCAAGUGUCGUCAAGGUGUUGUGGUCGAUCUCAUCGACAUAUCCGUACCAAAAGAACCAGUUGCGAUCAAACAGCUUAUUUUAUUGAGAGAAAAUGUCAAGCUCCCCUCUUUUUGGCCCAUCCCAGAGAGUUUCUUUCCUACCGAGGAGCUUUUGACGGCAAAAUUGCCUCGCCCACCAAAUCCUGUUAUUCACGCGUAUAUAUCGAGGGAAGCUCCUCCCAAAUUUUUGGACUGCUUUCCUGUUGAUAGGUACGAAUUGGAGUCCUCAAGGUUUACUCGAAAAGUUAUCGAUUGUCGUGAUACUACUGUGAUUUGGCCAUGUAUUGUGCCAAAAAGUGGUCAGCAUAACGAUGCUCCAUUUGGGUACUGCAAGCUCUCGCCAGACUUUCAGACAGUACACUUACAUGUUCUUCCUUACAACUACCGCGAGUUAUCGGAGCUUUUGUGUGAAUUGUAUGAUGUCAAUGGUUUACGCAUGACGGAAGCAUGGAUCUCCAAGUUAACGAACUAUCUUACAAGUAUACCCCGGUAUUACUACGUGCCCAUAUCCAAGGCGUUUGAGCGACUGGGCUUUCAGGGGGUCAUUAAGCCUGAGGUCUUAAGUCGGACGUUUUCAUUUCAAUUUAAAAAUGGCUUACAGAGAUACCAGCAUUCUGCACAAGUCGAGUAUGAAGGACUCAUACGUGAGGUAUCAGCAGCUGAAUCUAUUCCACUUGUCAGGGUGCCCAGGAUUUCGCUUCCGAUUUCGCUGGGUACAUUCUCGGAAUUGAGAGCGUUCGGCACUGUAGUUAAGCCUUCUGGGAGGCUGCUGUACGAAAAUCCAUGCAAUGUUUCACGACGGGAGCUGAGAAAAGUGUUGCCCAAGCUCAGGGGCAAUCUGGAUUCUAUACUUGACGGGGUGGGUCGCCCGAUGGACAGUGAGGGUAUCCAUAAUCAAGCUCUCAGCGAAAUGGGAGAUUACGUAAAUUACAGAUAUGCCCAACCGCAGGUUGCUCCAUUACGUGAAUUAAUGCCAAGUCCUGAACGUGUGGACACCUUUGGCAAUCCCUUUCGCCGCAAAUCUAAUGCUGGGUUUGUAGUUGACGAGGUGUCCGUCGAUGAUGUAGGAUUUUCUGGGCCUUCACCAUCUAGUUCAUCAUCUCUCACAAUGCGAAAACGUUCGUCCAUUAAAUCUAGUGAAAAAGCGAGAGGCCCCAUUCCUCCACACGUUAAGUUUUCCACCUUGCGAUUGUCAAAGGGCUGCUCCUCGCCUCCUCAACGUGAUGACCUUAUUUCACGUCUUUCCCCCAUUUUCAACGGUGAAGUGAAUCAUACGACGUCGUCAAACAAUGGCUCUUCACUAACAUGUGACAUGGAAGGAAAUGGACACGCUGGAAAACAUUCCUCUGAAGAUGAAUUGACAUUCAAUAUCAACAAAACUCUCGUUAACGAGCUAAUUGAGAUAGUGCGCAGUCCAAAGAUAGACGGGGGUCAAGUAUUUGACAUCCUCACGAGAUUUACUGGAAGUUUGCAGCAGAAGUACGAUUCAGUGUCGUUUGUAAUGGCGGAAGCAUUGCGUUUCAAGCGAAUAGAUCUGUACAAUUUGCUCAACGAAUGGCGUUCUUAUCUGGCACCACUCAAAGAACCUGCAUUCGGGUUCAUGGACCUUUUUGAUGCGUAUGCGAAGUUCCCCUCUACGGAGUGUCUUAGGGGCGCUGGAAUAGUUACAAUUAAGUCAGGUGAUGGUAUUCUCUACGUUCAUCAAGGCGAGAUGGUCACAGUCCGAUAUGGGACGGACGCUACCCCAACUGACACCGGCGGUCGGAUAGAUCCCUCUUUACCUCGUUAUGUGGGGACUUCGGAGAUGACUUCCUGCCAUGCCGUUCUCAUCACUUCUCCUACUGGCUAUGCAUUGGGACACCUUGAUGGAGGUGGCAGAGGGAGAUUAACUGAAGAAUUUUUUGGCACAGUGACUGAAUUUUUCGACUCCAUUUCAAGUUCGAAUGAAACUCUUGAUGUCCAUGUUAUCGGUGGUUUUUUGGAUAACAAGGGGUUUUCCAAGAAUCUGUCCUUGCAAAUACUUACAGAGCUGCUAGUCUCCAAGCGAAUGUUUAAGCUCCGAACAUUGUGCUCUUACCUACUAAACGACUGCAUCACCAUGAAAUCCGGUGAUCAACUGCAUGUGCCGGCCAUUCGUGCCGUCGUCUUUGACACGCAUGUUGGUGCUCUCUUCCCGGCAUCCAUUCAGCCUGAAGCAAGAGGCCCCUUGAGUGUUCUUCGUUCUUCCUAUGUAUAUUCCACCUCUGCCAGAAGCCGUAUGCAUAACAUCUUAGAUCCCAUCUCACAUUGUCUUAUUCUAAGACCCUUCGUGAUCGAAGAGGACACAAUGGAGGCGUUAAAGUGUGUGGAACAUUGUUCACAUGAACAAUUACAAAACUUUUCCACAACCCCUAAACAGGAAACUGAUCAUUUCUAUGAAAUGCUGAAGCGCACUAGCCUCCUACUCACUACUCUUAGGAAAGAAAAAAUUGACAUAUUCGCUGGAGGAAACUUGGAAUUUAUCUUUGACGAAAUUACGAAACAGUGGUGCCCCGUGAAUCCACGCGCUGAAGAGGCCACCGAGAAUCCACUCACUUGCUUCAAAUGA